Messenger RNA from Carlito syrichta (Philippine tarsier), 1447 nucleotides. It is a transcript of the gene ITPKA, whose product is annotated as inositol-trisphosphate 3-kinase A. Gene Ontology annotation, biological process: inositol phosphate biosynthetic process. Gene Ontology annotation, cellular component: nucleus; cytoplasm. Gene Ontology annotation, molecular function: inositol tetrakisphosphate kinase activity; inositol-1,4,5-trisphosphate 3-kinase activity. The record is from RefSeq and is a predicted model, not a curated record. NCBI's taxonomy places the organism in Eukaryota, Metazoa, Chordata, Mammalia, Primates, Tarsiidae. The transcript has 7 exons. Bases 193 to 1062 code for a protein of 289 amino acids.
ACCCCAACAAGCCGGGACAGGAGUUGGAGGCCUUCCCCAAGGGCAGCUGUCCUGACUCUAAGGUCUUGCCUGUCUCCUGAAACAACUGUAGGGUGUUGCUCUAACAGAAGAGAGGGUACUUGGCUCGCGCUCAUCUGGUUUUCUUCUCUCAGUGCUUCAGGAUAGAAAAGCCACUGGCAGAAGAUCCGGACCAUGGUGAACCUGCCGGUAAUAAGCCCUUUCAAGAAGCGCUACGCCUGGGUGCAGCUGGCGGGGCACACAGGGAGUUUCAAGGCGGCGGGCACAAGCGGGCUGAUCCUGAAGCGCUGCUCGGAGCCGGAGCGCUACUGCCUGGCGCGGCUGAUGGCGGACGCGCUGCGCGGCUGCGUGCCGGCCUUCCACGGCGUGGUGGAGCGCGACGGCGAGAGCUACCUGCAGCUGCAGGACCUGCUCGACGGCUUCGACGGGCCCUGCGUGCUCGACUGCAAGAUGGGCGUCAGGACGUACCUAGAGGAGGAGCUGACCAAGGCCCGCGAGCGGCCCAAGCUGCGGAAGGACAUGUACAAGAAGAUGCUGGCGGUAGACCCCGCGGCGCCCACCGAGGAGGAGCAUGCGCAGCGCGCCGUCACCAAGCCGCGCUACAUGCAGUGGCGGGAAGGCAUCAGCUCCAGCACCACGCUUGGCUUCCGCAUCGAGGGCAUCAAGAAAGCUGACGGCUCCUGCAGCACUGACUUCAAGACCACGCGAAGCCGCGAGCAGGUGAUUCGCGUCUUUGAGGAAUUUGUGCAAGGAGAUGAGGAAGUGCUGAGGAGGUAUCUGAACCGCCUGCAGCAGAUCCGGGACACCCUGGAGGUCUCCGAGUUCUUCAGGAGGCACGAGGUGAUCGGCAGCUCCCUCCUCUUCGUGCAUGAUCAUUGCCAUCGAGCUGGUGUGUGGCUCAUCGACUUCGGCAAGACCACGCCCCUCCCGGAUGGCCAGAUCCUGGACCACCGGCGGCCCUGGGAGGAGGGCAACCGCGAGGACGGCUAUUUGCUGGGGCUGGACAAUCUCAUUGGCAUCCUAGCCAGCCUGACUGAGAGAUGAAGCAGGACUCCUGUCCAUGCCAGGGCCGGCCGGUCUGUCAUUGGACCUGCGGCUGCGUCCCCACCGUGCAUGCCGGCGAGAGACUGGAACCCCGCGGUGCGGGGCGGUUCAAACGGUCCUGCAGGGCCAGGGGCCAACCACUAAGGGGGCGCACUGCCGACGCCCGGGUUGGCGACCACAUGGGCCCCGGCGUUCCCAGGGCCGAAUGACACUAAUUUACAGGAGGGGAGGGUAGGGGGCUUCUUCCUCAGCCCAGCUCUUCUGAGGAAGCUCCACCCCCUCUCCAAAGGGGCCAGAUAAUGAAUUUUGUUUCGCAAGCCUAGACCAAUUGGUCUAACCUCUCACACUACAGCGGACUCCCUUUCCCAAUAAAACUCAGACCCAA